Messenger RNA from Dermatophagoides pteronyssinus (European house dust mite), 1066 nucleotides. RefSeq names its product casein kinase I-like. Lineage: Eukaryota; Metazoa; Arthropoda; Arachnida; Sarcoptiformes; Pyroglyphidae. The record is from RefSeq and is a predicted model, not a curated record. Gene Ontology annotation, biological process: protein phosphorylation. Gene Ontology annotation, molecular function: ATP binding; protein kinase activity.
UACAUUUAUUGAUCCGAUUGUCAAUAAUUUUUAAUUUUUUGUAAAAAAAUGUCUAUGUCUUAUGACUCAAAUUCAUGGUUUGAAGAUGAUUAUGAACAGGUUAAAAUUAGCAGCGGACAAGAAAUAAAACCGGAAACAAAAAUCGGCGGUAAUUUUAAAACAUUAGAAAAAUUAGGAUCCGGUUCGUUUGGCCAAAUAUUUCUUGGUCAAAGCAUUAUUGAUGGUUCAAAAGUGGCAAUAAAAUUUGAACCAAGCAGAGAUCGAGGAGGUCAAUUGGCAAAUGAAAUGAGAAUAUAUAAGAUUAUAAAUGCAAAAGAUGACCAACUUAUUGGCUUUCCAAAAAUUUAUUGGUUUGGUCAAUGGUUUAAAUACAAUGUAUUAGUUAUUGAUCUUUUGGGAAAGAAUCUAGAAGAAGUAUUUCAAACAUGUGGACAGAAUUUCAAACUCAAAACAAUCUUAUAUUUGGUUUUACAAUUAUUAAAUCGAUUUGAAUUUAUUCAUAGCAAAAAUAUUGCAUACAGAGAUGUGAAACCCGAAAAUUUUCUUCUAGGUUAUCCUGGAUUACCCAAUCGUAAUAUUGUACAUGUUGUAGAUUUUGGUCUAUCGAAAGAAUUCAUCGAUCCCCAUACAGGUCAACAUAUUCCAUUUCGUGAAGGAAAAAAUUUAACUGGAACAGCUCGUUAUAUGAGCAUCAAUGCACAUUUCGGUAUUGAACAAUCAAGACGUGAUGAUCUAGAAUCUUUGGGUCAUUUGUUUAUGUAUUUUUUGCGUAAAGGUAAAUUACCAUGGUCAGGAUUGAAAGCAUCAACUUUGAAAGAACGAUAUCGUAAAAUUGGCCAAAUAAAACAGAUGACACCUCCCGAACAACUUAGCGAUGGUUAUCCACAAGAAUUUGCCGAUUUUUUGACAUAUACAAGAACUUUAGGAUUCGACCAACAGCCAGAUUAUGAUGUAUGGAAAAUGAAUUUCGGAAAUUUAUUUCAAAAUUACAAUGAUAGUUCAAAAUAUGAUUGGGAAUAAAAAAAGAAUGGUUUAACUAUGAAAAUUUAUGAUUUCAUCAAAUACA